Messenger RNA from Porites lobata, 4195 nucleotides. Lineage: Eukaryota; Metazoa; Cnidaria; Anthozoa; Scleractinia; Poritidae. The record is from the annotation of a GenBank genome assembly.
AUGAUACACGAAGCCGCUAUGGCCGGGUUCGAGGCAACGUUCCCGGCAGGAACAACACUAACCACUGCAACAACUCGAAACCAAUCAGAAAUCUCCAGCGAAAUCCUUGACAAAGUCUUAACUACAACCACCGCUUCGUUGUCGAUUGUUGGAACGCUUGUUAUUAUGAUUACAUUCGUGCUGUGGCCAGACAUAAGAACGAACUCACGCAAAAUCAUCGUGUGUAUAUCAAUCGGAGAUUUUUUCGUUGCGUGCUCAAAUAUUUUAGGUGUAUGGGAAAGAGAAAUGGAUCAUUGGAAAAGUGCGUGCGAAAUACAAGCAGCGAUUGGCAUGGUAGCGGUUCUUUCCACCUUCUUUUGGACAGUUUAUUUGUCGGUAUAUUUUUACCUGGUUAUCAGUAAGAAAAUAUCCGUAGACUCAGAAAGGCGAAUAAUGCUGUGGUUUCACUUCACUGGCUGGGGAAUUCCUUUGGCGAUAACAGCAAUCGCCAAAGAAAAGGGGGCCACUGGAUAUUCAGGGGAUUUAGUCUCCUCGGGAUGGUGUUGGAUUAGUUCUGAUCAGCCCUGGUGGAAAAUGCUCCUGUGGAUGGUCAUUGCUGGAAAGGGAUGGGAGAUCUUGGCGUACAUUACCAUCUCUGUGUUCUAUGUGUUGAUCAAGUUGUCGAUAAGGCGAGAGGUACAGUAACAGACAGUAGUAGUUUCAGCUAUUUGCUUCGCUAGCGUAGUUUAAGGUCACGUAACUUACGUCUAGUUAUACUGUCAAACUGGUCUAAACUGUAAUUUCUCAUUCUUUAUUCUCUUCGAGCGGAGGCCCUUCAAUAUUCCUUGACUUAUCGUGGGGGUGAGAACUGAAGGACCUCUGCUGGCAAGGUACGUCUUGUCAAUGAAUUUUCCUUGAAACAAUCACCCCAGUUUAUUCUUAUCAAGUUUCACAGUGUUCGUGACUAAAAUCAGUUAAACUUAAAUAAGAAAUGAAAUGGCCGUUUUUAUGCUAGAGACGUUAAAGUCGUCUGAGACGUUAAAGUCGUCUUAGGACGACUUUAACGUCUAGUAUAAAAACGGUAAAUAAGGCAGACGACUUUAACGUCUGACGACUUUAACGUCUUUUGUUAAGUGCGUCCGAACGACGCACUUAACAGACGGCUUUAACGUCUCAGACGUUAAAGUCGUCUGGUAUAAAGACGGGUCGUCGUAAACUAGGACGCAUUUAUGCUCGACUCGUCCAGAGACGACUGGGACGAGUGCAAAGCAUCAUGGCAGCCAAGAAGAGCGGGCUUGAAGUUCAUUUUUGGCGCCGCUUUAACUCGUGUCCAGUGUCUUCCGAGAUUAGAGCCUAGUCCUUUUUUCAGAAAAAUCUACUUUUUUAAAGGAGGUCGUCUACUUUUGUGCGUCCCGUUUUUACACUAGACGACUUUAACGUCUCAGACGUUAAAUGCGUCUAGACGACUUUAACGUCUCUAGCAUAAAAACGGCCAAUGAAAUGAUAUGUGUAGAGAGAAGAACCCGGAAAAAAUUCUGAGUCGCAGAUGGGAACUCAGAAAGUUCCAGAUGGGAACUCAGAAUACCGUAUUUCCACGAAUAAUAGCCGUCCCUCGAUUAAUCGCCACCCUUGAAUAAUCGCCACCCCCAACCCUUCUCGCCAUCUUCUGUUUCUUUUAUCCCCUCCCGGUCAAGUUUAAGUGGAAUCUGAUCUAGCAAAACUGAUUAGUGACAAUUCAACAGCAACAACAACAAGGUGUUAUCGAUUAAAAUAACAACAAACAGCUAAAUUUAAGGAAAUGAAGAUAUAAUGGAAUGUUAGAAUUAAUUAUGUUUUUUUCGCUGAUAUGUGAAUCAGUAUUGUUAAAAAGAAACAGACUUUAUCAUGGAUAUUGUAUAUUUGUAAAUAAUGUAUUUCGGUCGUUGAUUUUAAUAAAAAGAGUCUUUCUCAAAUCAUUAUAUAGAUUACAGUGAUUUCAUUUUCAACCGAAUUUAGGUUGCAGUGAUGACAGAUUCUAAGGUCUUCAGAAGUUUUGGGAAUUGUAAACCUUCCAGUUUCUAUUUUUAUAUUACGAUUUCCUAUACCCUGUAUAUCCUAAAUUUGGAAGCCACACGCCUAUGUUCAGGAUUCCGGAUAUGAAUGAUGAAUUCGGAGUAAUUUGUUUCAUUUUUAAAGAUGGAAUAGAAUUUUAGUUUUUUAUUUGUUCUUAUCAAAUUUAGCUGGUGGUUUUUUAGUAGUUUUGACAAAUUAUUUACAGCUUUAGAUAGAAAAGUAGUAGGGUUUUUAAAGUUAACUGAUUGUUUAUUAAUAUUAAGUUGUGUACACAAAAGAUUCAUUUUAUUUAUUACACCUGAUUUAUUUUCUUCGGCCGUUUUAUCCGAUAUGUUUAAGCAGAGUUUCGCGAUGCUGUCAGGGGGUUGAUUUUCAAGGUGAAUCCAAAACUUGAAAAAACUAACUUGCCAGUGAUUCUGUUGGCACUCCAAAUACCCGUUCCCCACCCAGCCCCCGAACCCCCCCACCCCUCGAGCACAAACAUAAAUUGCAGGGAAGCGUCUGUUCCAGGCUUUCAGAUUGUGGGGAUGGCGCAAACAGGGGUGGUGGACAGGAAAAACAGUGGCCUCGCGCCACACAUCCCUAUCUGAGUGUCUGAAACAGGCUAAAGAUGAAUCGUCGUAUCGCAGGUUACCGUAAGUAAUGAUAGACCAGCUUUCUAACGUGAAAUGUUCUUCUUUGAGAUACCUUUGAUCCACGAUGGAGUCAUUGACCGCCAAUCUUCUUGUUCUUUUAGGUGAGCAAGGGAUUUGCCUCACGAAGUCUGUUUUUAACAAUGGAAUCUGUUAAGGUAUUGAAGAAGGCGGAUCGAAAGUUAACAUUCAUUCCUGUGCUGUUCAUAUUACUGCGCAUGUGGGGAACCAUAAGAUUUUUCCGUUUCCUGGCCUGUUUGCCAGACUGUCACCAUUUAGGACCACGACCUGCCUACAGAUGGCUUGAAAUUCUUCAGGUGAGUAUGCAGCCCGUAGAAGAUUGUCCCAGAAAACUCUUCCCUAUUUACUUGUGUGUCGCCCUCAACCUCUCCGGUCUGAAGCGCCAAAAACGAAGGUUAUGUUCACGCUAUACUGGGUAGCUUUUCUUGCCAACACGAAAAGCUAUUCGGUAUAGCAUGAACAGCAUCGGCACAGAACUGGAACAAGCUGGUCGUUCACAGCCUCUUUCCGAGUCGUCCUGUGACGUCACCCGUCAAGCUUGUCGGGAAAAUUCGCCCAGGUUAUCGCGCUCGGUUCCGAGCCUCCUCUUGUAACUCGGAUAGCGCGAACUGGCCUGGGUACGAGGCUGAGUCGCAACAUGGAACAAAUCGAACAUCGCGCCGGAGCGGUUUGACGAGAGGGUUUGGUGAACUAAAUCCCAGUCCUCAUUGCCGAAAAUUCACUUCCGUCUUAGCGGAUUCCGCUCCUUUUCCUUCGUUAUUCACUUCCGCUAUAGUCUCCCUCGCAGCCGUUUUUAGUAUCGUCACGCAACGCUCCUCCAGUGGGGAGGAGCGUUGCGUGACGAUACUAAAAACGGCUGCGAGGGAGACUACUUCCGCUACGGUUCGAAUAUACCUGUGGCACACUACAUCAAAGUGUAGCACAGAACGUACGCGAAAUAUGAAGCUCUGAUUCACUUUCGAGAUCGGAAGCUCAGCUUCGCUCCGUUAUGGUAUGAUCUUCGUGCCGGCGCAAAAGCAAUCCGGUAUAGUGUUAACAUGGCCUUUAAUGAGGACCUACUAUAAAAAGUUCCUCUAGUUUUUUCCAGGUGUUCAGAUAAUGCGGAAGACGCAAUGAAGUGAGCAGAAAGAAAGGGUGACUAGAACCACAUAUAUAUAUCAUCCGCUCCGCAUUUUGCGCCAUUCUCCUCUACCUUUAUGCCUUGAAAAGUCUUCCACGUUUUCUCUUGUGCAGCCCCAUGCCUUUGCUUAAGAACUCUCCGCAGUGUUGUGACCUAGCUACUAGCUUGGAAAACACAUGAUCACUAGUUUUUAUUAACUACCAACUUUAUGUACUUUCAGGGUAUUGGAGAUUCCAGCCAAGGCUUUGCAAAUUUCGUUUUGUUUUGCCUGUUCACUGAGAAGAUAAGAGAGAAAUUUAGAGUUUGUGACCAGCACCGAGCAGUUUCUCGCCGCAGUCUGGAGACGUCAAACUCAUUCCUUAAAAGUACAAAUUACGGUGCUAUAGACUGA